Synchiropus splendidus (mandarinfish) is the source of this 3063-nucleotide messenger RNA. RefSeq names its product islet cell autoantigen 1-like (gene ical1). Gene Ontology annotation, cellular component: Golgi apparatus. Gene Ontology annotation, biological process: regulation of transport. Gene Ontology annotation, molecular function: protein domain specific binding. The record is from RefSeq and is a predicted model, not a curated record. Bases 272 to 1894 code for a protein of 540 amino acids. The transcript has 14 exons. NCBI's taxonomy places the organism in Eukaryota, Metazoa, Chordata, Actinopteri, Syngnathiformes, Callionymidae.
ACGUCAUAACUACUUUGCAUAUCCUGUUACUGUGACCCAGACGAUGAUGGACAUCGGGAGAGGAGGCUCGUCGCCCUGCCUCGCAUAAGCGCUUCACAUUUCCGAAUACACUUCGACAUCGAGCAGGAGCAACGCGUUUCGAGCUGCGAUCGUGGUCAUGAGAAGAAGACGAAGUGUUUCCCAGUCGAUGUCCUCCAGGCUCUGACGACGUGACACCUGCUAAUAGCUCAACCGCUGCUAUCGCUCCGCACCAGAACUGAAGGACUUGAGCAUGGAAGGGUUCGUGGGCGACAUGCUCGGGGACGACAGCUCCGUCAUGGCUCGCAUGCAGAAGAAGUUCUGGAAGACCAAGCAGGUUCUGAUCAAAGCCACCGGCAAAAAGGAGGACGAGUACGUGGUGGCCUCCGACGCAGACUUGGACGCCAAGCUGGAGUUCUUCCGCUCGGUUCAGUCCACCUGCACUGAGCUGCUGAAGGUGAUUGAGAGGUACCAGCAGAGGAUCACGCGUCUGUCGCAGGAGGAGAACGAGCUGGGUCUGUUCCUGCGCUUUCAGGCCGAGCAUGACCGCACCAAGGCGGGGAACAUGAUGGAGGCCACCAGCAAGGCCCUGUGCACCUCCGCCAAGCAACGGAUGGCGCUCUGCACACCGUUGCACCGCUUACACCAAGAAGUGGAGACGUUUCGGCGGCGGGCCAUCGCUGACACGCUCCUGACCGUCACGCGCAUGGAGAAGUCGCGCACAGAGUACAGAGGGGCUCUGCUCUGGAUGAAGGACGUCUCCCAAGAGCUGGACCCAGACACGUACAAGCAGCUGGAGAAGUUCAGAAAGGUGCAAGCUCAGGUCAGAGGGUCGAAGGGCCAGUUUGAGAAGCUGAAGAUGGACGUCUGCCAGAAAGUGGACAUGCUGGGGGCCAGUCGGUGCAACAUGCUGUCCCACUCUCUCUGCGUCUACCAGACCACUCUGCUCCAGUUCUGGGAGAAGACAGCACACGCCAUGUCGAAGAUCCACGAAUCCUUCAAAGGACACGUUUCCUAUCAGUUCACCACACUCAAGGACCUGAGAGACCCUCUGGAGCAAAUAGAUGAUGAUGGACAGCAGCUGGACCAGAAGAAGAAGAAGGCGGUGAAGAACAAUGCAGACAGCCUACUGUGUUUGGAUGACGACAAGCCGACAGGAAGCACGUCGGAGACAGCCUCCCAAAACACCACCACACCCUCCAAACGUAGUGAGCGGUCAGCGCCCACUGACGACCUCCUGCUCAUGGGCUCCGGCACGGCCGAGGUCCCGGCACCGGCCAGCAGCUUCCUCCAGCCUCAAGUCCUGGAUGCUCUGCCGACUGGAGGCCAGCUGGAUCUCUGGGGCUUCACUGCGAUGCCGGUCACUGGCGAUGGCCUUCUCUCCAGUGAAACAGGACUGAGGAACGAAGAUGAGGAUGGUGAAGAACGUGGGGACAUGGCUUUCCUCAAAGACCUCCUGAGUCCCGGACCUGGAGCCGCAGAUGAAUUCAGCAAGGAGUGGCAGGAUGCUUUCGGGCUGUUUGAGCCACCUGUGUUGCCUCCUGCGAGUUCAGGGACGGCAUAUCCCAGUAGCCAGGACCCCACCGCGCCCCAUCCCUCCGGACCCUCCAGCCCCACGGGCUUCCUUCCGUCCCAGUUGCUGGACCACACGCUGAGUGCUUCAGGCUGGUCCACUCCACCCAUGUUCCAAGUUCCGCCCCUGCAGCCUCCGCCGGGGCAGGGCCAGUCAGCUCCUCCCGCUCCAGGCUCUGCACCCACCGCUCCUGCAGGUGCGUCCAAAGACAUGUCAGCCUGGUUCGACCUUUUCGCUGACCUGGAUCCUCUUUCCAACCCGGAUGCCAUCGGACGCUCGGAAGACGAGCUGCUGAAUGCCUGAGCGGCAGGCGUCAGCCCAGAAGGGAAGCCAGGGAAAGACUUUGUUUUGGAUGCUGUCGACCCUUUCUGUUACAUUUCUCCUGUGUGUGUCAGAGUGUGUGUGUGCGCACAUUUAGUGUGGAAUCAAGGGACCUGGGGAUGGUAAAGAGAAGCAUGUCGUUGGUGGGUGUGACUGUGUUGAGACACUGAGACUGAAGCACAUGGCAAACGUGUUGCUUCCAAACUGAUCUAAGCCUCGGCCCUCGGAUGGUCUGGAACUAAACUACAGCGGUGUUAUUGGGGGGGUGUUAGGAACAAGCAGGAAUACAUCCUGUUGUCAUGGUGAUCCACCACCUCCACACAAACCGCGAUAUUCUAUUUAACAAUCGUCUGUUUUAAAGGGUGAAAAAGCAUUUCAUGUUUUCUUUUCCAACCAACCACAAUGAGUCAACAAAAUCUCAAUGUUUCAUGUCAUAAAUAAAUGAUUCAAGUGUAGCUGAUAAUGUAUUGUUAACCCUGUGUCAAGAUGGCGACACUACUGCACACGUUCUGAGUGAUUUUGUGAUAUUUAAGAAGUUUAUUACUGUUUGAUCUGAAGGGUAGUUUGAUAUCUGUGUUAAGCCAAACCCUGUGUGUGUGUGCACCUGAAGUCUCUGUUACAUCGACUGUGUGGGGACGCCAUUUUGACACACUUUUGUUGGGCUUCAUGAUGGAAUUUGACUCUAUUACUACAUGUAGUGGAAUGAAGCGGAGGUAUGAUACGUCAUUUAUUCUGCUUUAAAUGUCACUCAAGAGGCUUUUGUGACCAAGCCAGCUGCAGGAAGUCUGUUUCGUCAUGCAUAUUUGAUGUUGUGUAUCUUUUUGCUCUUUCAAACCUGACAAAGGAAUCUAUUGCUCUCCAGCUCGCACAGUGUAUAUAUAUGUAUAUAUCUAGUGCACCCACAAAUCUAUAUCUCACUUGGUCACCUAUUAUAGACACGGGAAAACGUUGUGGCCUUGGAUUGGAAUCUCCUGCACCAUACUGUCGACCAAAAGUGAAGAAUGUAUUUCCAAUCAUCACAGAUGCUUUAUUCCAUUCAAUAAUGCCUUUUUUUUUAUUUCACUCGAGGGAAUUGAACAGAGACAUUCUUGGCAGUUGUGUUUUCAAUAAACGGGACAACUGAGUUGUCGUCCUUUCCAGACGUUCACUUC